CCCCAGCCAAGACGGGGCUCCGGUGCGCCCGGCCGAGCGUGGGAUCUCGCUGGGCUCGCCUGCCGCCGCUGCCGCGCGUCCGAGCUGCCGCCAGCUUUCCCCGCUCGCUCUUUCCAUGGCAUUCCUGAAUGGCUGACUGCGGGCUUUUUUCGAUUUGGCCCCCAGACACCCGCCUCUCUCCCUGCAACUCCGGCCGGCUCCAAGAGAGAGAGGGAGGGGGACACCUUUGAAGAGAAGCGCGCCUCUCUCUCUCUCUCUCUCUCUCUCUCUCUCUCUCUCUCUCUCUCCCCUCAGCCACCCCCUUUUGUAUUUUUUUUAACUUUUCUUCCUCUCUUGCUACCAGACAAUCGCCUCGAACCUGCCUCCUCCUCCUCCUCCUCAGCUCCCCUUCGCCCCCUCUUUUCUUUCUUUCUCUCACUCUUUUUCUUUUCCCUCUUUCCCCCCUUUUUUCACUCCACUUUUUCUUUCUUUCUUCCUUUCUUUUUUUUUGGGGGGGGUGGCCCGCAUUAUUGACUACUUUGGCAUCCUUGCAAGGACAGGGGUGGGGAAAGAAGCAAAUAUAAAGAAAGAAAGAACAGGACAUUGAAUUAAAUUUAAAAGGAAAGACCAGAGGGGGAAAAGAAAAGGAAAAAAAAAAUAAGAACGAGAAAAUACACCACUGAGGAACUUCUAAGAAGGAGAGAAAGAAAGCAAAGCUUGCCAACGCGAACUAGGAAAGAGAACGAGAAAGGCAAAAGAAAAAGAAAGGGAAAAGAAGGGAACAUUAAAUAAAAGUGGACAACGUUCUGUAUAGCUCUUUAGAUCUCUCUCCAGGCCACUUCGCAAGAGGAACAGCCGUUGGGAGAAGCGGAUCCACUGGCAACAGACAGCUACGGGGGGGCGAGCGAUUUGGUCAAGGUGUCCCUUAGAUAUGGCAAUGGUAGUUGGUGCGUGGCGAGACCCGCAGGACGAUGUAGCCGGCCCGCAAGGGACGCAGCCUUCCCAAGCUCCCCCUGUGCCGGGACCUCCGACGGGAGCCCCCCACACCCCGCAGACGCCGGGCCAAGGGGGCCCCCCCAGCACUCCGGCUCAGACCAACCAAGGCACUCAGCAGAGCCAAGGCGACAAGCAACAGCAACAGCAGCACAUCGAGUGCGUGGUCUGCGGGGAUAAAUCCAGCGGCAAGCACUACGGGCAAUUCACGUGUGAAGGCUGCAAGAGUUUCUUCAAGCGGAGCGUCCGCAGGAACCUCAGCUACACGUGCCGCGCCAACCGGAACUGUCCCAUUGACCAGCACCACCGUAACCAGUGCCAAUAUUGUCGCCUCAAAAAAUGCCUGAAGGUUGGCAUGAGACGGGAAGUUUCUUCCUUAUUUACUGCAGCCGUCCAGAGGGGCAGAAUGCCACCCACACAGCCGACCCACGGCCAGUUCGCCUUAACCAACGGGGACCCGCUGAAUUGCCAUUCGUACCUCUCCGGAUAUAUCUCCCUGUUGCUGAGGGCAGAGCCUUACCCGACCUCCCGCUUCGGCAGCCAGUGUAUGCAACCCAACAACAUUAUGGGCAUCGAGAACAUUUGCGAAUUGGCCGCCCGCAUGCUUUUCAGCGCCGUCGAGUGGGCCCGGAAUAUCCCCUUUUUCCCCGACCUCCAGAUCACAGACCAGGUGGCCCUGCUGAGGUUAACCUGGAGUGAGUUGUUUGUCCUCAAUGCCGCCCAGUGCUCUAUGCCCCUCCACGUCGCGCCCCUCCUCGCAGCCGCCGGCCUCCACGCGUCGCCCAUGUCCGCCGACCGCGUGGUCGCCUUUAUGGACCACAUACGAAUCUUCCAAGAGCAGGUCGAGAAACUUAAGGCCUUACACGUGGAUUCGGCGGAAUACAGCUGCUUGAAGGCCAUCGUCCUCUUCACCUCAGAUGCGUGUGGUCUUUCCGACGUAGCCCACGUUGAAAGUUUACAAGAGAAAUCCCAGUGCGCUUUGGAAGAGUACGUGAGAAGUCAGUAUCCUAACCAGCCCACGCGAUUUGGAAAACUGUUGUUACGUCUCCCAUCUCUUCGCACCGUCUCUUCCUCAGUCAUAGAGCAAUUGUUUUUCGUCCGUUUGGUAGGUAAAACCCCCAUAGAAACCCUUAUCAGGGAUAUGUUACUUUCUGGAAGCAGUUUUAACUGGCCUUAUAUGGCCAUCCAAUAAGGAAAAAAAAUGAUGGAGAGAGGGGGGGGAACACCCCACCCCACAAAUCUGAGAAUUCGAAAAAUAUAUAUAUAUGGAAAUUUGGAAACCAGUUUUGCCAGUGACAUUGGGGUCUGGCGGAUGUUUUGUCCUUCAGCUAAGCAAUGAUGUUACACCUUGGCUAAAAGAAGAGAGGAGAAUAAUUUGAAUGGACUAUGAAUUUUAAAAACAGAGACUUGUUAAAUGAACUUUUUACAGAAUGCAUUAAGAACUCCCUUGUCGUUCAGAAGUUACUACUUCUCUCUCUCUCUCUCUCUCUUUCUCUUUCUUCCUCUUUCUCUCUCUUUUGCUGUUUAAACAAAGGGAAAAAAGGAAAUUGUUUGUUUUUCUUUUUUUCUGGGGGGGUGUUAAACUCUGAAACACAAUCUCUUGCUAAAAGUGCAUUUAAAGGAAAUAUGGAGAAAAAUAACAGAAUGGAAGAAAGUUACUCUCUCUUUUCCAAAUUAUUAAUUUGUCCUAUAUUGUCUGUGUACCUAUAGGGUUUUGUUUUGGAUUUUUUAUUUUUAUUUUUGGGUAUUUUUUCUGGUUCCAAACCAGUUUAUUCUGUGGUUCUAUAAUAAUUUUGAUAUAAUCUUGGCUUCAUUUAAAAAAAAAAAAAAACACACCUGUGUAUCCUUUAAAAACAUAUGUUCUUAAAGAAUUAAAACUGUUUUGGAAAGGUUUAUGAGAAGAACAUAAAAGAAAUGAAAAAGCCCCCCCAAAUACUAGGAAAGACAGAAGCGCACUUAAAACUGGUCAGCGAAAAUUUAGCUCCAAGCUACCACAGCUAUAAUUAUAGAGACCCAAAUGAAGAGAACCACAAUGACCCCCCCCCAUACACACAGCCCACCCACCCUUGACUAGUUUUUUUUAUAUAUAUAUUUUAAAGACAAAGCGUGGAUUUUGGAAGGGAAUGGGUAUUUCUUGGAGGGAGAUGGAAUUGUGUCUAAGACACAACACGGUUUUGAUGAAAACACACAUACACACAUGCACACAAAACCACACACAGAGACUCAUCACAAAGUGAACUUUUUUGUAAUUUGAAUGAAAUUGGGUUCCGCCUAGUUGUCCUGAAUUGUUACCGAGUUCCUCUAUCUGUUUGUAUAUUUGCAAGCUCUUUGUAUUAUAAUACUUGUUGAUAUUUUCCCUUUUUUUAAAGAAAAAAAAAGAAAAAAAACCAUUGAAUUCAGCAUGACAAAAAAAUAACACUACUGUUGGCACUUAUAGAUAACGUGGUUGAUUCAGUAUCUUAGAGUUUACAGUUUUUGUGUUUUAAAGAAAAAAAAGCUGAAGGUUUUUUUUUUAAGUGCAACAUUUCUGUAUACUGUAAAAGUUAUAAUAACUGAAAACUGUUUGGUCCAGUCUUUGUGUGUUAUAUUCCAAGGAAAAAAUUGAAAGUAUUCAGAAAUUAAAAUAUUAUUUGAUAUCUGACAAU
This is a messenger RNA of Elgaria multicarinata webbii, 3617 nucleotides long. It is a transcript of the gene NR2F2, whose product is annotated as nuclear receptor subfamily 2 group F member 2. The transcript has 3 exons. Lineage: Eukaryota; Metazoa; Chordata; Lepidosauria; Squamata; Anguidae. Gene Ontology annotation, biological process: anatomical structure development; negative regulation of transcription by RNA polymerase II; cell differentiation. Bases 911 to 2164 code for a protein of 417 amino acids. The record is from RefSeq and is a predicted model, not a curated record. Gene Ontology annotation, molecular function: retinoic acid binding; zinc ion binding; RNA polymerase II cis-regulatory region sequence-specific DNA binding.